GCGCUGCAGUCUGUUGGCGGUUUCGACGCUGUCCGGUCGGCAGUUGCGGCUCGCCGUUGACCCGCUUCGCAACCGCGUGUUCCGUGCCAUGUCCCAACCGCCAACCUCGUGCGCGUCCCAGGUGAAUGUGAAUGUGAAUGCCAGUUCAGUGCCAACGGACAGUGCCUCGGCCGUAGGAAUAUCUGCCAUUUACCGCUGACACGCUCCACACAACCGCCUAAUGCGCACCGGAUAAAACAACGCAAGCAGCAUCGUCCGACAUGGGGAGUUGGCGCCCAACGGAGAGCUGAUGGCCCGAUGAGGAGUCACCGUUCAAGUUGCAAACUUUUUCCGGGAGAAAUCGACCGAUCAAAAUGAUCUCCUCAGGCAAGACUCAGUCACCGAACGAGAGACCGUAUCAAUACGAGUAUACUGCUCUGGGGACGCAGGAUGUUGAGAAAAGCGGGGAGCACGGGAGCGGAGUCUCCGGCAACAGGAGGAAGGUUAACCGGUUCCGAUCGGCGGCGCCUCAGAUACUGGCGGUCACGGCCAAAAAUCUGGUCCUCCUUGAUCUCGGAAUGACGAUGGCGUUCUCCACGAUCGUCGUCCCCGUCCUGCUCGACCCCAACAACAAGGACCCCAACGGACUUUCUUUCACCGAGGAUCAAGCCACCUGGUUCGCUAGCAUACCCAUGGUGUUUCAGCCGCUCGGAAGUGCACUCUCUGGGCUUAUUUCAGCACCUUUGGGCAGGAAGAGAUCUUUGAUGCUGGUAAAUAUCCCUCAGAUAAUUGGUUGGCUCAUGUUGUACUCAUCGUCAUCGGUAAAUAUCAUGUACCUUGCAGCAGCGAUUCAGGGUUUAGGAGCUGGAUUUAUGGAUGCGCCAAUUUUCACAUACGUAGGAGAGAUAUGUGAGCCAUCCCUGAGAGGAGUCUUGAUUUCUUAUUCCCUCCAGUUUUGUUCCGUUGGAUUCUUCCUCCAGUGUCUCCUCGGCUCUCUGACCACUUGGCGGCACGUCGCUUUCAUCAGUAUGCUUUUUCCUACUCUGGCAUUCCUUGCCAUAUCUCAGAUUCCAGAGACUCCAAUGUGGCUACUGUCUAAAAAUAGAAUGAAGGAAGCAGAGAAAGCACUUUGCUGGUUACGAGGAUGGGUGUCAAAGGAGGAGGUGGCUGAAGAAUUCGCUCAACUUGUCCAGUACAGCAAAAACUCCAAAUACAAGAGCGAUGAUGAUAAAAAGAAACUGCAAAUGGACCUCAUUUCUACUGCUAAGCAACCAUGUGGUGGAUGUACUCGACCUCCAAUCGUUCCAUGCGACUCAAAUACUGGAGAUGAUGAUUAUGCUAAGCUCAAACUUCACGAAAAGGUGAAAGAUCUCUUGCGACCGGAAAUUUUGAAACCUAUGUCCAUCAUCAUUAUUGUCAACUUCCUGUACUUCACAAGUGGAUUUCCCGGUUUUAAGACGUACAUGGUGCUACUGUUCCAAAGGGUUCACAGCCCAAUUGAUCCAAACUGGGCAUCGGUGUUUGUAUCAACUUCAAUCAUCCUAAUUCAUAUUGCACAAAUGGUAGCCGUCAAAACUAUUGGGAAACGGUGGAUGACCCUCAUCUCAUCUUUUGGAGCGGCAGUGGCAGGUCUAGCGAUUGGGGUUCAUAUGAGUUUUCAGGGAUUUUUUGAUGAAACGUUUGGCGACCUUUCCAACUGGCUGCUGUUCACAUACUUCGAAAUCUUGACAUUAGCAACUGUGAUAGGUCUUGGUCCAGUGCCUUGGAUGCUUAUGAGCGAAAUUUUCCCAUUUAGGGGUCGUUCAUUUGCCAGCGGUUUUUGCGCAGCUAUAUACUACGCAGCAUCAUUCUUUGCGGCAAAAACGUACUUGAGCACAUUGAAUCUUUUUGGAGUUGCAGGAACGUACUACAUAUUUGGCACUAUUAGCGCACUUGGACUAGUUUACGUCUACUUAUAUCUACCGGAGACUGAAGGCUUAACGCUCGAGGAAGUUGAGGAUAUUUAUAGGCCCAAAAAAAGAUCUGAAGUGAAAAAUCUUUAGAAAUUCUGAGGUGCUUUCAGAUAUGGCACUUAGAAGAGACUUAAAGAUAGUGUUAAAAAUCAAUGGCUACAUGGAUAGCUUGUUACCUUGUGCACUACCAUAACCAUUAUUCCAACUUUAACUAGAGAGAUAAUUCCGUUGUAUAAGCAAACUUUGAGACGCUGUUCACCAUGUCUUGAACAAUCAACGAAAUAUGCUCAAAUUAUUCUAAAAGAGCUUUCUGAGGCCUUAAACUGAUUGCUUUUUAUCAAAAAGAAAUACGAUCAACAACUUCCCUAAUUUGUUUAAAAAAUUCACUUAGAUAUAGAGGCAAAAAUUGUUUUACUGUCUGAUUUUUUUCACAUCUUUUUAAAAUUUGAACGUUUUUCCAUUGAUAUAUUUGCCAUCUUUCCCAGUAAUUUCUUGUUGGUCUAUUUUUACAAAUUUUCAAGUACUUAUUUUUCAAUAUGUGAGUUCUUCGUGAUUUCAGAAUCAAUUACUUUAAAGAUAGAUGUAUUACGAAAUAAAUUACUGUUCAACAACUUGCAAGGACAGAAAAUUUGAGAAUUUACCGUAAGCCUAUUCCACAUGAGGCAUCUAGGAGCUGCAACUGGCGGCAUCAGUGCGCUCAAACUUAUCAAUGAUUGUGAAAGCUGUGCAGCUCCAAAUUGUUGUGUUUGAAAUGGGUAUUAUUGUUUCUGAGAAACAGUGGGCAAUGCUUCACUGAAGUGAUUAAAUUUUGCUGAGCUUUCUAGACAAGUACAGUUUAUUUUUUAUAUUACAUCCUAAAUUAGGUUUGAAAUCUUAGGAUGGAUAUCAUUGUGAGUAGACAAUGAAUAUCAAUUAACACCAAUCUAGAGCUAUCUGUGAAAUUGCUAGAAUAAGUUAGUUUUUUACUCAGUUAUACUGUUAUGAGAGUACUUUUUUACUGUUUUUACUUUCGUGUUUUCGUGCCUAUUGUUGAAAUAUAGUUUUUUGCUAUUUUGUAGAUAAACAAAACACAAAAAAA
Molecule: messenger RNA, 3009 nt
Organism: Bemisia tabaci
Lineage: Eukaryota; Metazoa; Arthropoda; Insecta; Hemiptera; Aleyrodidae
Source: RefSeq, a predicted model, not a curated record